Molecule: messenger RNA, 3045 nt
Organism: Symbiodinium sp. CCMP2592
Lineage: Eukaryota; Dinophyceae; Suessiales; Symbiodiniaceae
Source: the annotation of a GenBank genome assembly
AUGAGAAUCCUCGAGAAGCAGGAGAACAAGCCCAUGAAGACGGUGCUGUCAGUGCAGACUGCCCCCAUGGAGGUCUACCAUGGAAUUCUCGGCAUCCGCCAGAACGAAACUGAGCGCUACCUCACCGAGUACUUGACUGAGCUCCCCGACUGGACUCAGGGUGGAAAGAAGAAGAUGUCAAUCCGGCGAGGAGUGACCUUGGAAUCCUUCAGCGAAGGCCCAAUGGGAGUUCAGUGCCACCUAAAGCUUCCAGAAGGUACUCAAACAGUGACCUGCAAGUUUUUGGUCGCCUGCGACGGUGGCAGAUCGACAAUCAGGCAUCAGUUGGGUUACUCCUUCGAGGGUACCACCACGCCGGAGUAUUUCUUUGGCCUCGACGCCUGCUUUGAGAAUUGGGAGUUCGACUCCAAGGACGUCGUCAGCGUGUCGCUGACCCAGGACAAGGAUCCAUUGGCUCCGGGGUUCGCCUUCAACAUACCCUUUGGAGAUGGAAAUUGCCUGCUGCUCGUGGACCUCGACCUGCAGCAGCAGAAGGAUUGGGUCACAGGUGAAACGGACCGCAAUGGCUUCCCAGUGCUGCGCCAGCCGGAGGUGGAGGACGUGCUCCGAGUGGCCCGAUCCCGUGGACUGGGCCAGCAGUGCUCUGUGAAACCUGGCUCGGUGAAAUGGCUGACCCAUUUCAGGGUCAACUCACGCCAGGUGGAGUGUUACGGUCGCGGCCGGGUGUUUCUGGCCGGAGAUGCGUGCCACUGCCACUCUCCCUUUGGUGGACAAGGCAUGAACAUGGGCUUCCAGGACGCCAAGAACCUGUCUUGGAAGUUGGCGACAGCAAUCAAGUGUGGAGGUCCAACGUCUUCUUUGCUGCUCUCCUACGAAAGUGCUCGGGCUACGUUGGAGAGCAAGCUCCUCGCUGGCAUCGAGCGUGGCCAAGAAGUCGUGUCCAGCCGGAACCCGUUGAUCUUCUUUAUGCGCGGUCGUGGUCAGAGGUUGGUGAACAUGUUGACCUUCCUGCAGCCGACCAUCUUGAAGACAGUCGCGCAGCAGAUGUGGUCCUACCGCACUUCCUCCUUGUCCAUGGAGCAUUGGGAGCGUCCCGUUCCAACGUGCUUCCCCAUCACGAGCAUUUGCCCUGCGGGUGGGUACCGAAGACGCCAGAACUUGCAUCGCUGGAUCAAGACGAGGGUCCAUGCUGGAGAUCGAGUUCCUGACGCAUCGCUCCCGGGCGGCAUGCGUGUACAUCAAAUUCUCAAAAGAUCGCGGGGCUGGACGCUACUGCUCUUCGAAGGCGGAGAAGAGGAGAACCUCGACAUGGAGAAGCAUCUAGGGAACAAAGUGCUGAGUCUCUCGGAGCUUGAGGCUUUCGGGGCUGGCUUCAAAUCGACGUCCGACCCCACGAAUUUCGUCCCGAUGGUCGACGAGGUGAUCUGCUUUCCGGCCCAAGACGUGGAGGCACAUCACAUCUUCGGGGUACAUGGCCAGUGCCUGUUCUUGGUCCGACCGGAUCAUUACGUGGGCUUCCGGUGCGAACCCUUGCGAAGAGGAGCCGUGUACCGCUACUUCCGGCUGGCGUGUGGCAUCAGCCACGGAAUGCCGGAGGAUGCCCCUGCCUCUUCGCGUGUCUUCGAUCCCCUGCCGGUGAUCGUGUGGACGCUGAUCCUGCUGACCUUGUAUCAACAAUCUGAUGCCGAUUAUGGGCAGGUGUCCAAGUCCCUCUCGUCUUUGAGCGUUCUUGACGUGAUCGAGGAGCCCAGCAUCCAGAGCAAUGACGCUGCAAUGGUUGCGGCGAGGGCUUUGGGCUUCAAGGGCUUCGAUGCAGCACAGGCGGCUGCUGCCGAUGUGCAGACGCAGGCAGCAAUCCGGCUGCGGGGCAAGUUGCGAUCCAAAGAGCUCGCGCAGCUCCGGCAGCUGGUUGAGGGUGACGAAAGGUUCGCCCGGCUGCUGGAGAGGCACUGCAAGGCCAUUCACGAGCUCAUUGCUCUGGGCAACCCGGCACCAGUGCUGGCGGUUCUGGCCGGCCUGGUUUGGAGCAGCCUUUCCAUAGCUUGGGAGCUAGACACCUCGCACAUGCCGAAGGCGAGGAUGAAGAAUGAGAUCGAGCAGCUCAAAGUCAAGCUGCAGAAGGUGAUGGACAACUUCAGCGAAUCCCGGAUGUGUUACCUGAAGGAGAUCGUUGCCCAGCGCGAGAAGCUGCGUCGCUUCGAUGCGCUGCAGGUGCAAGAGGUAGAGCGGCUGGUCUACGAAGAGGAGCCCGUGAUGUUUUACGAGCCCAUCAAGUACCUGGACGACAGGACGAAAGGUCACGUCGCUCAGAUCAUUGAAGAGAAGUUGAAGCUGCUCCUCAAGCGAUUGGAGAUGGGCGACGCUAUCGAUUGGAACACCUUCAUGACGGCACCUGAACACGAGGUGAACCUUGCUGGCAACUCGUCUCCUCGUAGCCCAAGCUCACGGGGCCCAAAGCCGCGGUCCAUGACCGAGAGCGCCAAGGACGACAUGGACUUCGGCAGAAAGGCAGAAGAGGCGGUGCGGCGAGAGUGCGGAAGAGCGGCUGCAGAGGAGUUGCGCAAGGCUCAAGCAUCUUUCAACGCACAGCUCGAGGAGCUUCGGACGUCCAAAAAAGCAUUGGAAGGUGAGAUGACUCAGCGACUGGAAGAGAGUGAGGCGCGACAUGCGCAGACUCAGAUGAUGGUCUCGGAGUACAAGGCCAAGCACCAGCAAGCGCAGGCACCAGACUCCACUAUGCCCGGCACCCUCCGUGCGUCCUGGGAGGCCACAGUUCCUCACUACUGUGAUCCGUUUUGGAUGCCGACCGCACCAUCAUAUCCAUCACGGCCAGGGAGAGGAGUGUUCCUGGAGGCCAGUCACUCUUCGAGAAGUACGGCGUUCUUCAACAUUCCAGGCAUCAACAAGGGAAUCGAUGAGGAUCAGCGCACAGAGUAUGGGGAGCCAUUCAUCGGAAACACAGACGCCGGCACAGUUUUCGGGCCAGCGAACCUCAUGUCCAUGGGCAAAAAACGACUGCAGGCGGUAAUGAUGAUUAUUGUGUGA